Messenger RNA from Neoarthrinium moseri, 1062 nucleotides. RefSeq lists its product as uncharacterized. Gene Ontology annotation, cellular component: nuclear exosome (RNase complex); cytoplasmic exosome (RNase complex). The transcript has 2 exons. Gene Ontology annotation, biological process: exonucleolytic trimming to generate mature 3'-end of 5.8S rRNA from tricistronic rRNA transcript (SSU-rRNA, 5.8S rRNA, LSU-rRNA); poly(A)-dependent snoRNA 3'-end processing; CUT catabolic process. Gene Ontology annotation, molecular function: RNA binding. The record is from RefSeq and is a predicted model, not a curated record. NCBI's taxonomy places the organism in Eukaryota, Fungi, Ascomycota, Sordariomycetes, Amphisphaeriales, Apiosporaceae. The coding region runs from base 1 to 1062 and encodes 353 amino acids.
AUGCCGAUCACGAUACAUCCCCCGAGCGUUGCUCAGGAGCCAACUCGCAGUCUGUACCAAGAUGGUUCUCAGUCCGACUCCGACUCGGACGGCGGCGUCGACUUGGACGGUGACGUCUCCAUGGGCCGCCCCACCAAGCGGGCGAGAAGGGACGAGGCCAUCGUGACGCCCGGCGAAGUUAUUACUGAGGACCCCCAAUGGAUGCGUGGUCACGGCACAUACACCAUUCCCGAACCACCGCAGAUCAUAUCGUCAGUCGCCGGUACCCUGUCCAAAACCAACAAGCUCCUCUCUGUCCGUCCCUUGCGCGCGCGGUACACACCUGAGAUCGGUGACCUGGUGGUGGGACGUAUUGUGGAGGUGCAAGCCCGUCGCUGGCGGGUGGACGUCGGCGCAGCACUGCUGGCACAGCUGCCCCUGUCCGCCAUCAACCUUCCCGGCGGUAUCCAACGCCGUAGAACCGAGACCGACGAGCUGCAGAUCCGCACAUUCUUCAGCGAGGGCGAACUCCUGGUGGCAGAAGUGCAGCAAUUGUACAACGACGGUGCAGCGGUGCUGCAUACGCGAAGUUUGAAGUACGGCAAGUUACGGAACGGCGUCUUCAUGGCAGUCACUGGCACGGGUGGUGGCGGUGGUGUAGUCAGGGCCCGGCGUCAAGCAUUCACGCUGGACAUUUCAAGCUCGGGGGCAGAGGGUGGUGAGAAGAUCGAUGUCAUCCUGGGCGUCAACGGUUACAUUUGGAUCAGCAAGCAUAUAGAAGGCGAGGGUGCUGCCGCCGAGUCCAGCGGUCCAGGCAUCACAAGGAUCGAGGAGAGCGUGGGCUUGAACGUCUACUCGAGCCAAAACGACUCGAUACCCCUGGACACAAUGCGUGAGAUAGCACGGACACGAGGGGUGAUCACGGCUCUGGUUGAGAACGGCCUGAGGGUGGACGAGGAGAUGGUCACCAAGGGCUAUCAAGAGGCCGUAGAGAUGGCCAGAGGCGAAGGAGAGGGGGACGAUUCUCUAUGGCUAGGAGGGGAGAAGGGCAAGCGGCUGGCUGACGCAUUGGUUGGGCGAUGA